GGCGUAACAGAGUUCCUGCAACUUUGCGCAGGUUGGGGAGCUGUACAGGCAAGUGAUGGUGCGCCUGGCCGUCAGCGGGCGUGGGCAUGGACACGGAACUCACCCACGCGUAAUACUUGCGGAUUGUCGCGGUCGCGCGCGGCGAGGAACGAAGAAUACGUGCGGAAUUCGUUACGAGUUGGAAGACGAGUGUAAAUGAUUGUUGUGAGAUGUGGAAAGUGCACAUGUACAAUGACACGACGAGAGAAGAAUCUUGGUGGCAAGGAAGGGUCCGAUGCAGUCCAGUCAUCUACGGUCACCACCGUACAUCCGUCGUCCACAAGAGCAGCCCCGCAAUUGCUAUCAAUCUCGCAUGCAAUCAUCCCACGUGGUUGUACCACGUGGUUAUCUCGUGUACGGCAGUGGGGAAUCCGGCAAUUCCACGGCUUUGGCAAGUCGCGGUCGCGGCAUGCGGCUAAACGACGGCGGUGUCAUGGAUGCAUGCAUGCAUUCUACUCGUGAGGUGAUCGCGCGAUCACGCAGACUCGCUGCGUUUCGAUCUGCGUACCUUGAUACGUCUCCGGGUGCCAAAAAAUCUGCCAUUAUCGUUCCCUCGUGCAUGCAUGCUAUCUGCCAAGCAUCGGCCGAUGCAUAUGCACCGCUUCGGCCGCAGUGGAUAUGGCUGGUUGGCUGGUUGGUCGCUCAUGGCUGGUGAUCCGGCGGAGGCCGAGUGCAAUGUCCGAUGGGACAAGGCCAUGAAGCAUUUACAAGUCUGAGCGGACACCGCUUUUGUAUGUGGACGGCCAACGGAGACGGCCAAGCCAAGAUGUUGCAAGAGAUGGCACAGA
This is a messenger RNA of Cutaneotrichosporon oleaginosum, 827 nucleotides long. RefSeq lists its product as uncharacterized. The record is from RefSeq and is a predicted model, not a curated record. Lineage: Eukaryota; Fungi; Basidiomycota; Tremellomycetes; Trichosporonales; Trichosporonaceae.